CAGGUGGAGUCCAGAGCAGGGCCUGGGCUGCCGGUGCUCCAUGCCGCGCACGAGCAGAGGGGCUGCCAACUGUCCUCCAUGUGAGCCUGGCCCAUGAUGCAACAUGCCGCCCCAGCCCCGGCUCUGACCAUGAUGGCUACACAAAGCGUCCCCGCACCCCCCUACCAGGACGGCCCGCAGAUGACGGCAGCUGCCCAGCCACCCUCCAAGACCCACGCUGUCCAUGUCCCCGCGCCCUCAGCUGCUGCCAGCACGCCUGUGCCCAGCGCCCCCGCUGACCCCCAGGCCCAGCUGGAGGCUGACAAGCGGGCUGUGUACAGGCACCCUCUCUUCCCGCUGCUGACGCUGCUGUUCGAGAAGUGCGAGCAGGCGACCCAGGGCUCUGAGUGCAUCACCUCGGCCAGCUUCGACGUGGACAUCGAGCAGUUUGUGCACCAGCAGGAGCAGGAACACAAGCCCUUCUUCAGCGAUGACCCGGAGCUGGACAACCUGAUGGUGAAGGCAAUCCAGGUGCUGAGGAUCCACCUGCUGGAGCUGGAGAAGGUCAAUGAGCUCUGCAAGGACUUCUGCCACCGCUACAUCACCUGCCUGAAGACCAAGAUGCACAGUGACAACCUGCUCAGGAACGACCUGGCGGGGCCCUACUCCCCCAGCCAGCCCGCCAUGAGCCUGCACUCACAGGACCUCCUGCAGAACUCCCCCAGCUCCAUGUCUGCGGUCUCCAGCACCCCACAAGGCGCCGUGCUCCCAGCCUCCGCACUCCAGCAGGGCAGCAUCGCCAUGACAACCGUCAACUCACAAGUCGUGUCAGGUGGGGCCUUGUACCAGCCAGUUACCAUGGUAACCUCCCAGGGUCAGGUGGUCACCCAAGCAAUCCCCCAAGGAGCCAUCCAGAUCCAGAACACACAGGUUAACCUUGACCUCAGCUCCCUCCUGGACAGUGAGGAUAAGAAAUCCAAGAGCAAGCGGGGAGUCCUGCCCAAGCAGGCCACCAACAUCAUGCGCUCCUGGCUGUUCCAGCACCUCAUGCACCCCUACCCGACGGAGGAUGAGAAGCGGCAGAUCGCGGCCCAGACGAGUCUCACCCUCCUGCAAGUUAAUAACUGGUUCAUCAACGCCCGGAGACGCAUCCUACAGCCCAUGCUGGACGCCAGCAACCCCGACCCCGCCCCCAAGGCCAAGAAGAUCAAGUCCCAGCACCGGCCCACCCAGAGGUUCUGGCCCAACUCCAUUGCUGCCGGGGUGCUGCAGCAGGGCGGUGCCCCGGGGACAGACCCUGACGGUCCCAUUGGUCUGGACACCUUGCAGUCCCUGUCUUCAGACAAUGCCACCGUGGCCAUGCAGCAGGCCAUGAUGGCCGCACACGACGACUCGCUGGAUGGGACGGAAGAGGAGGACGAGGAUGACAUGGAGGAGGAGGAGGAGGAGGAAGAGGAGUUGGAGGAGGAAGCUGACGAGCUGCGGACGACCAGUGUGGGCGCCCUGGGCCUGGAGCGCAGUGACUCACUGGAAUAGGGCGGUCAGGCUGGCCCGGGGAGGGCCUCCGAGGGCUUCAGGGCGGCAGGACACGGGCCAGCGGCUCUCGAACCAGCAGCUCGAGGACAUGGGAGGAGAACCGGGCCGCCCACUUCCCUGAGCUGCCAGGACUCCAUGUGGCCAGCGGCCAGGCAGCCUGGGUGGAGACGGAGCAAGAGUGGCCUCAGCACAUCUCCAAGGACGGGGCCCCACGGCCCUCAGCGGGACUGGAGCUGUUUGCAGCCCCACCCCGGUUUUGGCAGGGGACAGACUUCGGAGGAAAGGGAGAGAUGGGGCCUGGGAGCCCCAAAGGGUCUUAGCCCCUCGAGAAGCCUCAUGGGCUGCAGGAGGCCCGGAAGCAUGACGGCGGCCAGGGAGUGGAGGCAGCGGCAGUGCAGAUCUGCAUGGGGCCUGGAUGCUGGGGUGAGCUGCCCCCCAUGCCCCCGGCCUCGGACAGGCCCCGACCUAGGAUGUCCCGUCCUGGGCCCACCUGGAGGAGGCCAAGGAGCCCUGCAGCUGGAACGGAGGUGGCAGGACCUGGUCACAGAACUCGGCACCUGUGACCCCGGGCAGCGGCACCCUCCUCCCUCCACAGGCCAGCUGAGCUCGGACUCUCCCGCCACCCUGCGCAGUCCCUCCGUCCCGGCUGGCUCUGGCCUCGGCCCCUGCUCAUUCUGUCUUGCAGAGAAGCACUGAGGGGCACUGUCAGUGGGCAGCCAGGGCUGAGAAGGUGCUACCCUUGCUGGUGAGGUCGGAAGGACGGCCCAGGAGCCCCCGUCCUGCCCACUGCUGGAAGCAGGACCGUGCCGGCACUGGGGACUGGGGCUCCCGGGGUGGGG
Tupaia belangeri chinensis (Chinese tree shrew) is the source of this 2354-nucleotide messenger RNA. RefSeq names its product PBX/knotted 1 homeobox 2 (gene PKNOX2). The record is from RefSeq and is a predicted model, not a curated record. The transcript is spliced from 11 exons. Gene Ontology annotation, biological process: regulation of DNA-templated transcription. NCBI's taxonomy places the organism in Eukaryota, Metazoa, Chordata, Mammalia, Scandentia, Tupaiidae. Gene Ontology annotation, molecular function: DNA binding. The coding region runs from base 94 to 1515 and encodes 473 amino acids.